This is a messenger RNA of Drechmeria coniospora, 834 nucleotides long. Its product is annotated as acetyltransferase, GNAT family. Bases 1 to 834 code for a protein of 277 amino acids. Lineage: Eukaryota; Fungi; Ascomycota; Sordariomycetes; Hypocreales; Ophiocordycipitaceae. The record is from RefSeq and is a predicted model, not a curated record. The transcript has a single exon.
AUGCCCUCAGAGCCUGCGUCGAAGCGUUCCGGAAUGUCGUCGACGGCGGCCGCGGCCACGGCCACAGCCACGGCAGCGACCACAGCCAGCAUGGCGGCGACCACAAUGGUCCCCGACACGGCCGAGCAGGAGCCGCCGCCGCUGUCGUACGAGAUUGUCAGCAGCGACGACGACAAGCGUGACGCGCUCAAGCUCGUCGCCGACAGCAUCGCCCAGCAGCGGCAGCUUGCCUCCCUCGCCGUCAUCUUCCACCCCGUCUGCUUCGUCGCCCUCGUCGCCGCCUGCGUCGCCGCCUGGCGUCACAGCGCGCACGACCUGGGCACGGCCGUCAUCUCGACGUCGGGUCUCGUCAUCGCCUACCUCGCCGCCGUCCGCAUGCUCACCUCGCCCUACAUCUCCCUCGCCGAGGAGUUCCGCUGGAGGGAGUUCAUCGCCGGGCCCGACGGUGGCGACGACGACCUCGUCCUGGCGGCGCGCUUCGGCGACGACGUCAUCGCCACGCUCGUCCUGCGCCUCGAGCCUGCCGCCCCGACGGGCACCCGCUCGCAGAAGGGCUCUCCCGCGGCUCGCGGCGGCCUCAUCCGUGCCUGGACGACCAAGCUUCGCUACCGCACCAAGGGUGUCGGCGCCGACAUGCUACGCUUCGCCGUGGCCACGACGCAGAGCGCCUGCGCCGACGACGAGGCCCGGCUGACGUUUGACCCGCACCACGCCAACAGCGCGAUGCCGCUCCACGGCACAUUUAACCGGCCCUUUCGGAGCCGCGACGAGAAGGCGCGGAAGGCGUUGGCGCACGCGCUCGCCGAUUGUCGUCGGUCACGGACUGCCGAGUAG